Messenger RNA from Lipotes vexillifer (Yangtze River dolphin), 2358 nucleotides. RefSeq names its product plasminogen activator, urokinase (gene PLAU). The record is from RefSeq and is a predicted model, not a curated record. The coding region runs from base 129 to 1424 and encodes 431 amino acids. Gene Ontology annotation, molecular function: serine-type endopeptidase activity. NCBI's taxonomy places the organism in Eukaryota, Metazoa, Chordata, Mammalia, Artiodactyla, Lipotidae. Gene Ontology annotation, biological process: plasminogen activation; fibrinolysis; regulation of cell adhesion mediated by integrin. The transcript is spliced from 11 exons.
ACAGCGCGGAGACUGGAGCCCUAGAGCCCGCCCGAGCAUCAGAGUGUCCACUAGUCCCCGCUAUCCCGGCCCUGCGCCCCUCCGGCCAUAGCUGCGGAGCCGCUGUCUAGAGCCCCAGCCUCGCCACCAUGAGAGUCCUGCUGGCAUGCCUGCUCCUCUGCGCCCUGGUCGUGAGAGACUCCGAGGGCAGCCAUGAACUUCAUCAAGUGUCUGGUGCAUCAAAGUGUGGCUGUCUGAAUGGAGGAAAAUGUGUGUCCUACAAGUAUUUCUCCAACAUUCAACGAUGCAACUGCCCAAAGAAAUUCCAAGGGGAACACUGUGAGAUAGAUACAUCGAAAACCUGCUAUCAGGGGAAUGGUCACUCUUACCGAGGGAAGGCCAACACUGACACCAACGGCCGGCCCUGCCUGGCCUGGAACUCUGCCACCAUCCUUCUGAAAACGUACCAUGCCCACAGACCUGAUGCCCUUCAGCUGGGACUGGGGAAACACAAUUACUGCAGGAACCCAGACAAUCAGAGGAGGCCCUGGUGCUAUGUGCAGGUUGGCCUAAUGCAGAUUGUCCAGGAGUGCAUGGUGCAUAACUGCUCUUCUGGAAAAAGUGCCUUCUCUCCUCCAGAAAAGUUACAGUGCGGCCAGAAGGCUCUGAGGCCCCGCUUUAAGAUUGUUGGGGGAGAAUUCACCACCAUCGAGAACCAGCCUUGGUUUGCAGCCAUCUAUAGGAGGCACCGUACAGGCACUGUCACCUACGUGUGCGGUGGCAGCCUCAUCAGUCCCUGCUGGGUGGUCAGCGCCACACACUGCUUCAUUGAUCACCAAAAGAGGGUGGACUACAUUGUCUACCUGGGUCGGUCAAAGCUUAACUCCAUCACGCCUGGCGAGAUGCAGUUUGAGGUGCAAAAGCUCAUCUUACAUGACGACUACAGUGCUGACACCCUUGCUCACCACAAUGAUAUUGCCUUGCUGAAGAUCCGUUCCAGCACAGGCCAGUGUGCACAGCCAUCCCGGUCCAUACAGGUCAUCUGCCUGCCCCCAGCGAAUGGGGAUGCCCGUUUUGGCACAAGCUGUGAGAUUACUGGCUUUGGAAAAGAGAAUCCCUCUGACUAUAUCUAUCCAGAGCAGCUGAAAAUGACUGCUGUGAAGUUGGUUUCCCACGAGGAGUGUCAGCAGCCCCACUACUAUGGCACUGAAGUCACCAGCAAAAUGCUGUGUGCGGCUGACCCACAGUGGGAAACAGAUUCCUGCCAGGGAGACUCAGGGGGGCCGCUGGUCUGCUUCACCCAAGGCCGCAUGACUCUGACUGGGAUUGUGAGCUGGGGCCGUGAAUGUGCCAUGAAGGAAAAGCCAGGCGUCUACACAAGGGUCUCAAGCUUCCUGCCCUGGAUCCACACUCACAUUGGGGGAGAGAAUGGCCUAGCCCUCUGAGGGCCCCCAGAGAACCAAGGGAAGAGACGGGUACCACCCACUCCCACAGUGACCGUCAUUUUUGCAGUAGGGCCAUCUGCACAGCUAUAUAUAACGAAGAGACUGAGGAAGAUGAGCUCUGCAGAGGUGGUUUUGCUUGUGCUGCCCAUCAGGGUGAGUGACAGUAGCUUCACCCUCAGAUACACGUCUGGGUGCUGGACGCCCAGAUCUCUCCUGGCCAGGAUGGAAGGGUGGUCCUGAACCAGAAUGGUAUUGUCGUUUUCUGGACAAUACCUGAUGGUAACAAUUUCUGGAGUUAAAAAUGGUAUCUCCUGUGCAUAGGUGGAAGGAGAGCCAGCUCCCUGGCAGUGGGCCAUUCAUGAGGCCCACUGUUGGGAAAUGAAUAAUUUCCCAAUUAGGCAGUGUAACAGAACUGAGGUCUCUUGAGAGAGCUUGGCCAAUGCAGGAACAGUGGUUUGGAGAGUAGGGACACUAAAUGACUUGAGGGAAGGCCUCUGACAUUCCAUGAAUGUAUCAGGAAAUGUUAUAUACGCAUGUGUAUGUUGGCACACUUGUGCACAGACUGUGUCAUUGUAAGAGCUGGUGUUCUGUGUCUGACUGCAAGUCUAGAUACUUCCCCAAAUUGUAUGGACUGUGACAUCACACAGAAUGCCCUGUUUGGAGAGGUUGUGGGGCCUCUUGGGUCUCCCAGGUGAUGAUACAUAUAAAUGUAUCAUUCUGGGGCACACACUGUGACCAGCGCUAAAUUUCCAGUUUCACUUUCACAUAGAUGUCCAUUCUUGGCCAGUUAUCCCUUCUGACCUUCCCGCCGAGUUCAUCCAAUCCUCACUGAGUGAGGUGAGGACCAUUCCUGUACACUGAAUAUUUAAUAAUUAUAUUCUGGUAUUUUUAUUUAUAUGUAUUUUUGUAAUUUUGAAUAAGUAUGGUUGAUCAA